AUGAGUGCAAUAUUGUCAGCAGAUGAUUUGAAUGAUUUCAUUACCCUUGGUGCUGCUUGUAUAAAGCCACCAACCGUAAGUAAACCAGCAGAUGAUUCUAAUGAAAAUCUUGAAGUCGAAGUUCAAAUAGAUAACGAUGGAAAUGGAUUAGAAGUUUCUAAAGAUGGUACUACCACAAAUUUGUCAGCAGCUCAAAUAUCACUUGCUGAUUGUUUGGCAUGUUCAGGGUGUAUAACAUCAGCUGAAGAAAUAUUAGUAGCACAACAUUCACACGAUGAGUUGGUCAAAGCUUUGAAGAAUAAUACUGAUAAACUGUUUGUUGCAAGUGUGUCUCAUCAAGCCAGAGCAUCAUUAGCAACUGCUUUUAACUUGAAAGUCGAGGACAUAGAUAGAUUACUUAUAAAUUUAUUCAUAAACCAAAUGGGAUUCAAGGCUGUGGUAGGUACAUCCUUAGGAAGAAAAUUAUCUUUAGUUAACGAAUCAUUUAACAUCAUAAAUAAGAAAGAGCAACAGAAUUCACAAGAACCUAUAUUAUCAUCUAUUUGUCCAGGGUGGGUACUUUAUGCAGAAAAAACUCAUCCUUUCAUAUUAUCAAAGCUAUCCGAUGUCAAAUCGCCACAACAAAUAACUGGUUGCUUAAUGAAGAAUUUAAUGUCUGAGCAAUUAGAGACUGAUAAAUCUAAUAUUUAUCAUUUAUCUAUAAUGCCUUGCUUCGAUAAAAAGUUAGAAAGCGCCAGACCUGAGGAUGGAGUUGAAGAAAGUUUCAAAGAUGUGGAUUGUGUAUUGACUGCCAAAGAAUUAGUUACAUUGUUAGAUCAACAGAAGGAUCUUUUCCAAUUAAUACCUUCAAAUGCCAACAAGAUUUUGAAUUCUCCAAUUGCAAUUAAUGAAUUGUAUAAGAAAGUGGCUCCUGUAAAUUGGCCCAUGAUUGAAGAUUCCUGGACAAGUGAUGAAGGGUCAACUUCUGGAGGUUAUUCAUACAAUUACUUAAAGAUCUUGAAAAAACAUUUGAUUUUGAAGAACAACCUUUUGGAAGAGAAUUUCGAGUUGAAAACGAUCUAUGGUAAAAACUCCGACGUCUAUGAAAUGAGAUUGAUGUAUAAUAAUGAAAAAGUUGGAAGUGCUGCUAUAAUCAAUGGAUUUAGAAAUAUUCAAAAUUUAGUCAGAAAAUUUAAACCUGACAAUAAACCAAAGGGUAAGUUCAAUCCUUUGGUUGCAAGAAGAAGAGCAAGAAAAGGGGUUGCCUCAAAAAGCGAAGAAGAAUUAGCAGACCCUUUCACCUGUGAUUAUGUGGAAAUUAUGGCUUGCCCAAAUGGGUGUAUCAACGGAGGAGGACAAAUCAGUCACCCUACUGAUGUGACUGAAAAAGACUGGUUAAUGAGAGUUGUAGAAAACUAUCAGAACAUUCCAAUAUUUGAAUUGACUAAUUCAUCAACUAUUAAUGAUUUGAUUAUUUGGAGUGAAAGUUUUUCUAAUAAGUUUCAAGUCAGUGAAAAUAGAUUAUUCAGAACUUGGUUUAAAGAAGUUCAAAAACCUACUGACCCCAAUGAAAUCAUGUUGGGUGCAAAAUGGUAA
Messenger RNA from Yamadazyma jaroonii, 1575 nucleotides. Lineage: Eukaryota; Fungi; Ascomycota; Pichiomycetes; Serinales; Debaryomycetaceae. The record is from the annotation of a GenBank genome assembly.